AUGUCUUUCAUUAAAAACUUGCUAUUUGGAGGUGUUAAAACAAGUGAGGAUCCAACCGGACUCACAGGUAACGGGAGCUCCAACACAGACAAUUCUAGUAAAGCUAAUGAACCAGUAGUAGCCGGUAAUUUCUUUCCUAGGACGCUUUCCAAAUUCAAUGGCCAUGACGAUGAGAAAAUAUUUAUUGCUAUUAGGGGCAAAGUGUACGACUGUACAAGGGGAAGGCAGUUUUACGGUCCAAGCGGGCCAUACACUAACUUUGCAGGUCACGAUGCGUCGCGUGGUCUGGCACUGAACUCCUUUGAUCUGGACGUUAUCAAAGAUUGGGACCAGCCUAUCGAUCCUUUACAUGACCUGACAAAAGAGCAGAUCGACGCGCUAGAUGAGUGGCAAGAGCAUUUUGAGAAUAAGUAUCCUUGCAUUGGUACUUUGAUUCCGGAGCCAGGCGUGAACGUAUGA
Messenger RNA from Saccharomyces paradoxus, 459 nucleotides. It is a transcript of the gene DAP1, whose product is annotated as Dap1p. NCBI's taxonomy places the organism in Eukaryota, Fungi, Ascomycota, Saccharomycetes, Saccharomycetales, Saccharomycetaceae. The record is from RefSeq and is a predicted model, not a curated record. Bases 1 to 459 code for a protein of 152 amino acids. The transcript has a single exon. Gene Ontology annotation, cellular component: membrane; endomembrane system.